Molecule: messenger RNA, 777 nt
Organism: Scheffersomyces coipomensis
Lineage: Eukaryota; Fungi; Ascomycota; Pichiomycetes; Serinales; Debaryomycetaceae
Product: MADS-box domain-containing protein
Exons: 1
Coding region: 1-777 (258 amino acids)
Biological process (GO): positive regulation of transcription by RNA polymerase II
Molecular function (GO): RNA polymerase II cis-regulatory region sequence-specific DNA binding; protein dimerization activity; DNA-binding transcription factor activity, RNA polymerase II-specific
Source: RefSeq, a predicted model, not a curated record
AUGGGUCGAGUUAAGAUUGAAAUUAAAAAAAUCGUAGAUUCUAAAAAGAGAAAAGUUUGCUUUGGUAAAAGAAGUAAUGGUUUAUUUAAAAAGGCUAGGGAAUUAUCUAUUUUAACUGGGAAAAAAAUUGCAAUCAUAGUGUUAGGUGAUGAUGAAAACGAUGUUCAUACUUAUACUUCAGGUAAUUUGAAAUCUAUAUUAGAAGAUUAUAUGACAAGAACCGGUAUUCAAACUGAAAUCAGAACUUCAGAAGUUAAGAUUGAGGAUGAUUCUAAUGAUGAAAUCGAAUCUGAAGCUGAAGCUUCUGAAGUUGAAAGUUCUGAUAAUGAUGAUGAUGGUGUUGAUGAAGAUGCUAUUGAUUCCAUUGCUGCUACUGCUGCCACCGUCGCUUUUGCCAUUGAAGACGAGGAAAUCGAAGAUGCUGAUGAUGAAGCUGAUAUCGAAGGUGAAAUGGAAAAUGAUAUGGAAACUGACACUGGAAAUACCAAUCAAGGUGUAUUUUCUCCAUCUACAGAUUUUAACGACUUAGCUAAAUUCAUUGAUACCACCACCCAAUUUAACAAUUUUAAUAGAUCAUUAGAUUCUGAAUCCAUAAAGAAAGCUAAUGAGAUGUUUGAUCAAAUGUUUAAGUUCGAUUUGGAAUCAGUAAAUAAAAACGAAAUGGAAGAGAAAUCACAUUUUGAUGAUAGCGAAAUAUUAAAAUUACCGGCAUCUAAUAAUGCAGAAGGGCUUUAUUUUGAGAGGAUCCACAUGAACUUUAAUGGUAAAGUAGUAUGA